AUGUCCAACCAGAUCAUCGGCAAGAUCGACGGCAUGAACGACCGCCUGAACGAGCUGGAGAAGUCCCUCCAGACCCUGAUGGAGCAGGCCGACGCUGCUGCCGCCGCGCAGGGCACCAACAACGGUGACAACUAA
Molecule: messenger RNA, 135 nt
Organism: Fonticula alba
Lineage: Eukaryota; Rotosphaerida; Fonticulaceae
Exons: 2
Coding region: 1-135 (44 amino acids)
Molecular function (GO): transcription corepressor activity
Source: RefSeq, a predicted model, not a curated record